Molecule: messenger RNA, 1252 nt
Organism: Micropterus salmoides (largemouth bass)
Lineage: Eukaryota; Metazoa; Chordata; Actinopteri; Centrarchiformes; Centrarchidae
Gene: psmc3ip
Product: PSMC3 interacting protein
Exons: 8
Coding region: 87-725 (212 amino acids)
Biological process (GO): meiotic joint molecule formation; meiotic strand invasion involved in reciprocal meiotic recombination; homologous chromosome pairing at meiosis
Cellular component (GO): DNA recombinase auxiliary factor complex; condensed nuclear chromosome
Molecular function (GO): recombinase activator activity; double-stranded DNA binding
Source: RefSeq, a predicted model, not a curated record
AGGCAUAAACGAUCUUUGAGGUGACGCAGAUUUCGCGCGAAACUUGUUUUGGGAAGCUAAAGUGAAAAAAAGGACAGGCAUUAGAAAUGAGUAAAAAAGAUAACGUGGCGACUCUCAUCCUUGCCUAUCUGAAUGAGAAGAACCGCCCCUACAGCGCUCAGGAUGUCUUUUGUAAUUUACAAAAGCAGCAUGGAUUGGGCAAAACGGCAGUGGUCAAAGCCAUGGAGGUGCUGGCACUAGAGGGCAAGAUAAAGGAGAAAACAUAUGGCAAGCAAAAGAUUUAUUUUGCUGAUCAGGCCCAGUUCAAAGAAGUGAAGGAUGUAGACAUGAAGGCCUUGGACUGUCAGAUCUCUGAGCUCAGUGAAGAGGUGCAGUCCCUCAACCAGAUCUGCAGACAACUAGACGCAGAGGUGAAGGAGCUCAGCAGCUCCCUGACAACAGAGGAAAUGCUGUCAGAGAUCCGAGAGCUGAAAGCAGAGUGUGCUGGGUACAGAGCACGUCUGGAGAAGAUAAAGUCGGCCACAAAUCACGUCACACCGGAAGAGAAAGAAAAGGUUUACAAAGAGCGGGAUGUUUACGUGAAAGAGUGGAAAAAGAGGAAGAGAUUGGCUUCAGACAUGAUAAAUGCAAUCCUGGAAGGGUAUCCUAAGAGCAAAAAGGAAUUCCUGGAUGAAGCUGGAGUGGAGACUGAUGAGGACUGUAAGGUGGUUGUUCCAAGUACUUGAAAAAACAAGAAAACUCUUUUUCAUCCACUUCAUCAAUGUAAGCUCGCGCAAUACUUAGCUAAGAAUAGAUUAGACAUCAGAGCAGUCUGAGCCGAUUCCUUUUUUAUACCUUUCCUUUUGAACAAAUAGCACAAAACUUUUGUAAUUUAAAGUAUAUUUAUGCUAAAGUAGCUCAGUCCUUUUCGACACACUAGCACUACGUCACAUCAUUAGAUACCCCUGAGGGAUGCUUGUUACCUCAACAUUAGUCUAUUUUUUCCCCUUUUUAUAAGCCAUAAAACCAAUUCCGAUGAUGAAAAUGUCAACUAAUUAUUCAUUAUAGCUUUGAGAGCUGCGCUUUAUUAUUAUUGUGUUUUUCUUAUUACAUGUUAAAGUCUGUCUUGCUGCAGUUUUCUUUGUGGUUUUUCUAUGUACAAUUUUCAUUGUGUAAAGCAUGUAGGUUAGUCAUGGCCUUCAGGUAUUAUCAUCUUUUGUACUGUUUCUUCACUCUAUAUUGCUGUCAAGUUAUUAAAUGUUCAUGACAGUAA